Jatropha curcas is the source of this 1134-nucleotide messenger RNA. RefSeq names its product urease accessory protein G (gene UREG). Gene Ontology annotation, molecular function: nickel cation binding; GTPase activity. The record is from RefSeq and is a predicted model, not a curated record. Gene Ontology annotation, biological process: urea catabolic process. NCBI's taxonomy places the organism in Eukaryota, Viridiplantae, Streptophyta, Magnoliopsida, Malpighiales, Euphorbiaceae.
CUAGUUUUUUACUAGAUUGAUACUACAGUCCACACAGUACACUAGUGCAGAAAGUAGUCAUAGUCAAUCAAUGGCUUCUCACGAUCACCACCAUCAUCAUGACCACGGCCACGGCCACGGUCACGACCACGACCACGACCACGACCACGACCACGACCAUCAUCACCAUUCCCAUGAGCAAACAACGUCGUGGGUGGGGCCUGAUGGAAGAGUUUACCAUAGCCAUGAUGGUCUUGCACCUCACUCUCAUGAACCCAUUUACUCACCUGGAUAUUUCAGCAGAAGAGCUCCACCAAUUCUUACGAGGGAUUUCAAUGAAAGAGCUUUUACUGUUGGUAUUGGUGGCCCUGUUGGUACUGGGAAAACAGCUUUAAUGCUGGCCAUAUGUAAAUUUUUGCGGGACAAGUACAGUCUGGCUGCAGUAACAAAUGAUAUUUUCACAAAGGAGGAUGGUGAAUUCUUGAUCAAGAAUGGAGCACUUCCUGAGGAAAGGAUACGAGCUGUUGAAACUGGAGGUUGUCCUCAUGCUGCAAUUCGUGAAGAUAUCAGCAUAAACUUAGGCCCUCUGGAGGAACUCUCGAGGUUAUUCAAAGCGGACAUACUACUUUGUGAAUCGGGUGGAGAUAAUUUAGCUGCCAACUUUAGUAGGGAGCUAGCUGACUAUAUCAUAUAUAUAAUAGAUGUAUCUGGCGGUGAUAAAAUUCCUAGGAAAGGUGGUCCGGGCAUCACCCAAGCUGAUCUUCUUGUCAUUAACAAGACUGAUCUUGCACCGGCAGUCGGAGCAGACCUGGCAGUCAUGGAGCGUGAUGCACUGAGAAUGCGAGAUGGAGGGCCAUUUGUCUUUGCUCAGGUGAAGCAUGGAGUUGGUGUACAGGAAAUUGUAAACCAUGUUCUACAGGCCUGGGAAGCAGCAACUGGGAAGAAGCAGCAUUGACCUGUGCUUCCAAAAAUUGCUUUAGCCUGUCUUAUUUUAUAGACUGUUCUCGGACCAACCUUUAUAUUCGGUUCUUUAGAAAUAAGGGUGUACUAUUGCUGUGAAUUGUAUUCAUGAUUCAUGAUUACAAUGUACUGCUGCUGUUAGGUUUGCUGGUUUAACAUCAAACUAGAUAACUAAAGUUGCUAUCUUUUCUUGAA